AUGUCGGCUAAUAAAAAGGAUUUAUUGUUACUUUUUGAGCGUCCACAAGAACCGGUUUUUAUGAAAAAGGGUGAAGACAAUGCUGUUUUUGAUGUUCCAGAAAAAUUUCUAACUAAAAGGCAUCAAUCAAUUGGACCAGGAUUAUUGGAGCGUCUAAGCGAAGACGCAGGUCGGCGUAUUCAAGUUAAAGACAUUGAUUUACCAGACUUAACAGAGCAGAUGAGUUUAGGACGUUAUGAACAAUUUUCACUUUUUAUUCCAUUUCAUCGAGCUUUAGCCGGAUCUCUAAUUGACAUAUUUAUGGGAGCAAAAUCAAUUGAAGAACUUCUAAGCAUUGCUGUAUAUUCUCGAGAUAGACUCAAUCCCUAUUUAUUUAACUAUGCUUUUUCAGUUGCUUUAAUGCACAGACCAGAUACCAAAUAUUUAAAAAUUCCAUCUCUAGCUGAAAUAUUUCCAGAAAAAUUUAUUGCAUCAAAAGCAUUUGCCAGAAUACGUGAAGAACUUGCUGUAAUACCAGAAAGUUCAAGAACACCAGUUGUUGUGCCGCAUAAUUUUACAAUAUCAGAUCGUGAAGAGGAACAUCGUUUAUGGUAUUUUCGUGAAGAUAUGGGAGCAAAUUUACAUCAUUGGCAUUGGCAUUUAAUUUAUCCAUUUGAAACAAAUAGCCGUGAAAUAGUAAGAAAAGAUCGUAGAGGAGAAAUAUUUUAUUUUAUGCAUCAACAAAUUGUUGCGCGUUACAAUAUGGAACGUUUCAGUAAUGAUUUACCCAGAGCAAAAACAUUUUCAAAUCUUCGUGAGCCUAUUGUUGAAGGAUAUUUUCCAAAAAUUAAUGCACUUUUGUCAAACCAAGCCGCUCCCCCACGUUUACCUGGGACUCAAUUGCAGGAUAUUGAUAUACCGGUUGAACAAUUGCGCGUUGAUAUAUCUAAUUUAGAAUUAUGGAGAGAUCGAUUUCUUGAAGUAAUCGAUAAAGGAUAUUUUAUUGAUGAAUAUGAAAAUAAAUUUCCUCUUGAUGAUGUAACAGGCAUUGAUUAUUUAGGUAAUAUAAUGGAAUCGUCAAUAAUAUCACCAAAUCGUAGAUACUAUGGUGAUUUACAUAAUAUGGGUCAUGUUUGUAUAUCAUAUUCACAUGAUCCACAACAUCUUCAUUUGGAAUCUUUUUCUGUUAUGGCUGAUUCAGCUACAGCUAUGAGAGAUCCUAGUUUUUACCGUUGGCACAGUCAUAUAGAUGACUUAUUUGAAUAUUAUAAAGCAAAACUACCAAAAUAUAAUGAGCAACAAUUAGGUUAUAAAGGAAUUAUUGUAAAUGAUAUUUUAGUUGAAACUCCAAAUGAAGCUCCAAACACAUUACAUACAUUUUGGCAACAAUCUGAUAUUAAUAUAGGAAGAGGUGUUGACUUUGCCCCUCGUAGUGGUGAAAUUUUUGCAAGAAUUACGCAUCUUCAACAUCAUCCUUUCACGUACACAUUUAAGGUAACAAAUAAUAACGAUUUGGUAAAAUUUGGAACAGUUCGUGUUUACUUAGGUCCAAAAUAUGAUGAAAAUUCCAAAAAAAUGAAAUUUAAUGAAAAUCGUAGAUUUAUGUGUGAAAUGGAUAGAUUUAAAGUGCAACUUCAUCCUGGGGAAAACACUAUUAAGCGUCGUUCAAAUGAAUCAGAUUUGACAACAAACUUUGAAAAUACCUUUCGAAAUUUAAGUGAAGCUAGAUCUGGUGAUGGUGGUCCAGAAGAGUUGGAGGAAAAUUUCUGUGGUUGUGGUUGGCCUGAUCAUUUAUUGGUACCAAAAGGAAAUGAAAAAGGUUUUCAAUGUGAAUUAUUUGUUUUUAUAUCAAAUUAUGACGAUGAUAAGAUUGAACAAGAUCUUGUUGGACAGUGUACGACUGCUACUGUCUUCUGUGGCCUUCGUGAUCGUAAAUAUCCAGAUAAAAGGCCAAUGGGAUUUCCAUUUGAUCGUCCAGCAAAUGAAAAUGUUGAAACAUUUGAUGAUUUUCUUUUAUCAAACAUGAAAAUGGAAGAUGUUAAAAUUUUCCACAAAAAUGUUAUAACAUCUAGACCAGAAACCAAGAAAAAGGAUAAAAAUAUAUAA
Messenger RNA from Condylostylus longicornis, 2085 nucleotides. Its product is annotated as phenoloxidase 2-like. NCBI's taxonomy places the organism in Eukaryota, Metazoa, Arthropoda, Insecta, Diptera, Dolichopodidae. Gene Ontology annotation, molecular function: oxidoreductase activity. The transcript is spliced from 5 exons. The record is from RefSeq and is a predicted model, not a curated record. The coding region runs from base 1 to 2085 and encodes 694 amino acids.